Daucus carota subsp. sativus is the source of this 3077-nucleotide messenger RNA. Its product is annotated as cation/H(+) antiporter 19. The transcript has 3 exons. Gene Ontology annotation, molecular function: antiporter activity. Lineage: Eukaryota; Viridiplantae; Streptophyta; Magnoliopsida; Apiales; Apiaceae. Gene Ontology annotation, cellular component: endomembrane system; membrane. Gene Ontology annotation, biological process: regulation of pH; proton transmembrane transport. The record is from RefSeq and is a predicted model, not a curated record. Bases 271 to 2685 code for a protein of 804 amino acids.
ACUAACCCUUUCUAUAAUUAGCAAAGUUUAGAGAGUCUUGAUGUCUGAUUAUUCUUUUGCUCUGUCAAAAUGUGCAUAAACAAGAGUGCAAUACAUAAACACGAAGCGAAGAAACCAUUUUUCUGUUUUUGACUGUCAGAUUCUACAUAAACAAGAAUGCAAAACAAACACACAAGAAUGAGAUCACCUAUCUGUUUCUGAUCAUCUUUUCGGUUGAGCGUAUACUUUUAGACGAGGAACAUAGGGGACGAGGACUUAUUUUUUGGGACAAUGGGGGGCGGUGGAGAUACCUCAGGGAAAUGUUACAAGCCUAUGGCUGCCACAUCUAACGGAGCGUUCCAAGAUGAGAAUCCACUUGAUUACGCUCUUCCCCUUGCAAUUCUGCAGAUAUGUCUGGUAGUCAUAUUUACGAGGGUGCUUGCUGUGAUGUUAAGGCCUCUCAGACAACCUAGAGUCGUCGCAGAGAUUAUUGGAGGUAUACUACUUGGUCCAUCUGCAGCAGGGAGAAGCGAAAAAUUUCUAGACAGAGUUUUCCCGAAAAAGAGCUUAACAGUUCUAGACACUCUAGCCAACUUAGGCCUCCUAUUCUUCCUGUUUCUUGUUGGCCUUGAGCUUGACAUGCGUCAAGUUCGUCGAACAGGCAGCAAGGCCUUGGCCAUUGCCAUGGCAGGGAUAGGCCUCCCUUUUGUCAUCGGCAUUGGUACCUCAUUCAUUCUACGUUCCAACAUAUCUGAAGGAGCCAAACAUGCUCCUUUUCUUGUCUUCAUAGGGGUGUCUUUGUCAAUCACAGCCUUUCCUGUUCUUGCUCGAAUUUUAGCUGAGCUAAAAUUGUUGACAACUGAUGUCGGACGGAUUGCAAUGUCAGCUGCAGCAGUUAAUGAUGUUGCUGCCUGGAUUCUGCUGGCAUUGGCUAUAGCAUUGUCUGGAGAUGGAUCUCCUAUAAUAGCUCUUUGGGUUUUGCUCUGUGGCGUUGCAUUCGUGGUGGGCGCGUUUGUGAUCUUAACGCCUUUCUUUAGUUUCAUUUGUCGUCGAAGUUUGGAGGGGGAGCCAGUGAAGGAGUUGUAUAUAUGCAUGACAUUGGUGGUAGUUUUGGCCUGUAGCUUUGCGACAGAUACCAUAGGAAUUCAUGCAUUAUUUGGGGCUUUCGUGGUUGGAAUUGUGGUCCCGAAAGAUGGUCCUUUUGCAGGGGUUCUGAUAGAGAAGAUUGAGGACAUUGUAGCCAGCCUUCUGCUUCCACUGUAUUUCGUGUCAAGUGGCUUGAAAACAAAUGUGGCGACGAUAAGUGGAGGAACGUCAUGGGCGAUGCUAGUCCUUGUUAUCUUUACUGCUUGUUUCGGCAAGAUUGUUGGGACAGUAGCAGUGUCACUUGCCUUCAAGGUGCCCUUUCGCGAGGCCCUUGCAGUCGGAUUCCUCAUGAACACAAAGGGAUUGGUUGAGUUGAUUGUUCUCAACAUUGGAAAGGAUCGAAAGGUGCUGAAUGAUGAAACAUUUGCAGUUUUAGUCCUUAUGGCCCUGUUUACUACCUUCAUAACGACUCCGAUUGUGAUGGCUGUGUAUCAUCCAGCUAGAAAGAUAGCACCAUACAAGGACAGGACCAUUCAAAGGAAGAAUCUUGACACAGAACUCCGCGUGUUAACCUGCUUCCACAGUAGCCGGAACAUUCCCACUAUCAUAAAUCUGAUUGAGUCUUCUCGCGGGACUAGGCGUAAGGGGCGUCUUUGUGUAUAUGCUAUGCACCUAAUGGAAUUAUCAGAACGGUCCUCAGCCAUCUCAAUGGUCCAUAAGGCAAGAAAUAAUGGUCUUCCCACCUGGAACAAGAAGGCUGAUGAAAAAGAUACAAUGGUCAUUGCCUUUGAGACCUACCGCCAACUCAGCAGUGUCGUUGUCCGCCCUAUGACAGCCAUUUCAGAACUUUACAACAUUGAUGAGGACAUCUGCGCAAGUGCUUCACAGAAGCGGGCUGCAAUGAUUAUACUCCCAUUCCAUAAACACCAACGUGUCGAUGGUGUGAUGGAGUCGCUAGGCCACUCGUUACAUCAAGUAAAUCAAAGAGUCCUUCGUCGUGCUCCUUGUUCAGUUGGCAUUUUAGUUGACAGAGGAUUAGGAGGCACAACUCAAGUCACAGCUAGUGAUAUCUCCUUCACAAUUGGGGUACCAUUUUUCGGGGGUAAAGAUGAUAAUGAGGCACUUGCUUAUGGUGCAAGGAUGGCUGAGCAUCCGGGGAUUUCACUCACAAUUGUAAGGUUUGUGACUUCACCAGAAACAACAAUGAGGAAAGUCUGUGGAUUAGACGAUGGCGGGUCUAAGCAUCCAACUCCAAAAUCUGACAGCAACACUAUUGAGAGCACUGAUGAUCUCCUCUCUGAGGUCAAAACCAGGAACGCGGCUACUGUGUAUGAAGAGAAGAUGGUAGCAAGUAAAGAAGAUAUAAUCACCGCUUUAAAAGAUAUGAACACGUACAAUUUGUUGCUAGUCGGAAGACUCCCACUAGAUCUACCUAAUAAGUUAGUCAAAUCCAGUGACUGUCCAGAACUUGGACCAAUUGGGAGCUUCAUGGCUUCUCCUGGAUUUUCCUCCACCACCACCUCAGUGCUGGUAGUUCAGCAAUAUGAUCAAUUUACAACGCCUCAACUUGUGGCUGAGGACGAUGGUCAAUUGCCUGAGAUGCCAGAUACACCAGUCUAAUAUCCUACUCGGAGGAUGUUAAAUAAUUGAACAUCUCAUUCAACUAUGUUAGAACCCUCGCGCUUCCUGCUUUCUCACUCACACUUCUAGUAUAAAUUGGCUACUGCUCGUGAUACAAAAUUUGUCAGGGAACCUAGUCGAUGGAGGUAUACAGGACUAACUGGAUUCAGAGGCUCCGCGACCUAGGUGUAAAAAAUAGAAAUAACAAGACAUCCAACCACUUCAGCCACAUUUUCACAAUUCAUUACUCAUAACCCUGACAAACUUGUACAAUGAACAAUGUAUGUAUGAAAUAAAGCACUCUUGUAUGAAAUCACACGGUUACAUCUAUGAAGAGAUUAUCAAUAAACAUCUGUCUGCAACUGAUAUAUGGCCAUUUUACAUACCUUCAA